AUGGACUUCGCGGGUGGCUUUUCGAUUCGAUUCCCAUCCAUCUCCAAUCGAAGUUUUGGCUUUGAAUUGGAUUUGGGGUUCGGUUCAAAGUCAGCUCCUUUUUCGUUUCUUCAUUAUCCAUUUGUGUUUCCCGGAGAUAAUCAGGACCAGCUCGUGUGCCAUGGCUGUAGGAAUAUAUUGCUUUAUCCUAGAGGAGCACCAAACGUGUGUUGUGCCUUAUGUAACACCAUCAACGUCGUUCCUGAAAUGGCUCACAUUAUAUGUGGUGGUUGUCGAACAAUGCUUAUGUACACACGUUCUGCAAGUAGCGUGAGAUGCUCUUGCUGUCAGACUGUGAAUCUUGUGCCAGCACAAACGAACCAGGUCGCGCAUAUCAACUGUGGGAAUUGUCGGACGACGCUCAUGUAUCCUUAUGGUGCAUCGUCUGUUAAAUGCGCUGUUUGUCAAUUCGUUAGUAACGUUAAUAUGGGAAAUGGAAGAGUGCCUCUCCCAACUAACAGGCCAAAUGGAACAAUGCCCUCAACAUCCACUCAGCCAACACCACCGUCUCAAACCCAAACCGUUGUUGUAGAAAACCCAAUGUCCGUUGAUGAAAGUGGAAAGUUGGUGAGUAACGUUGUGGUUGGAGUGACAACCGAUAAAAAAUAA
Messenger RNA from Microthlaspi erraticum, 648 nucleotides. Lineage: Eukaryota; Viridiplantae; Streptophyta; Magnoliopsida; Brassicales; Brassicaceae. The record is from the annotation of a GenBank genome assembly.